UUGUGGCACUGUUAGCGUGGCACCUGCCGUGGUCUACAUGGGUGAGGAGACCCAUCCUAGGCAUUGUCUCGUGCCCUAUCUUAGUUUCUUAGCUUCGAAUCGAACCCACUUAAUACAUAGACAAGAACACAAAGACGGUCUACCUGACCCCAGACAUAACACGAGAGUCUGCCUGGCUUCGAACACCAAGUAAGAUUAUUUGUCCAAGAAGCCAUGUAGACUUGUUUUGACUGCUUAAAUUAAAUAGUGUAACUCUAGUUAAAAGGCACAUAAAACUGACGGUGUGAAUUUGAUCAUAAGAAAUAAUUUUGGAGUGUGGUGAGCAUCGCGCGAUGGAGGCACGGAACAAGCAGACUGCUAGAACCAUAAUGAAAGAGAAGAACGGAAACAUCGGCAGGAACAGCAGCAAAUGCAACGGCGGCGGUAGCAGUAGGAACACCAAGAUUAGCAGCAGUGGUAACAGAAGCAGCAGCAUCAACAGCAGGAGGAUCAAAGAGCUUCUCUCCUGUCCUUCCUCAUCCUCUCCCUCAGCAGCGGCAGAAUCAGAGACAGAAGAUCCAGCAGGUGCAGACACCUCCAAGAACGCCCUUAGAGAGAGAACGCGAGUAGAAAACCUUCGUCGAGCCUACCUGGAGUUACAGGCAGCCAUUCCUUCCGUCCCUCUCAACACCAAGCUUUCUAAGCUGGACGUGUUGGUGCUGGCCACGACCUAUAUAUCACACCUGUCACAGCUCUUGGAGGAAGAUGACGCCCGAGUCAGUCACGACACAAACAACAACACCAUGACGACCACUACAUCCCUUAAGACGGCUGCCCAUGGGCACCACACUCAUCUCCAGACUCAAGUUGAUACUCACAUCCACGCUCAGGCCCACGCCCACGCCCACACCCACACCCAAGCUCAUACUCGCAUCCAAACUGAUGCCCACACCAACUCAGUUUCAAUGGCGUCCGGCCCCCGAAGGAUCACACAGAAGGGAUUUCUUCACCCUGUCAAGAAGUGGCCGAUGCGUGCCCGUCUGUAUGCUGGUGUCGGUGCAAGUGAGGCUGUUACCUUCCUGUCUGAACAACUUCCUGUUCCGGUGCCACACUUCCACGACAAGCUGGAUCCCGCCCAUAUGAUCACCCACGCCCACGUCCCUGGCCCUCACCCACUUCCUCAAGUUCCACUAGUCGUCCAGCACGCCUAUGCCACAUCAACCAACAGCAAAACGCAAGACUCGCUAGUGAAUAUCGGUUCUACCAACAUGGUACCCGGGGUCUUCAUGGAGGAGGUGGGGUGUUCAGCAGAUAACUCAUAUAGCUAUCCCUAUAUACGUGCCCGAGGCCCCGAGGAAAGAGAGGCAUCCCUGUGUCCCCAAGCCUAUCCUACCUCUCACAUGGAGGUGUGGGAAGCGGGAGGCUCGUGGGAUUCCAACUCGACCUGUGAUGACCCAGCCUCCUGCCAAGCCCCCUGCAGGAUUGGACAGCCAUACAUGGGCUAUACCGGGCACUUGACUGCCUGGGAUGAGUGAAUAAAAACGAAUACCACAUGCUAAGAUAUAAACAAUGUAUUUCUGUUGAACCUUCACGAGUUAUUCAACACAUCUAAUUACAUAUUAGUUACUAUUAUGAAACUAUUCACAACCAAAUAAUGAAAGAAAUGAUAAGUCAUUAAAUAUAAAUUUCAAAUUUC
Cherax quadricarinatus is the source of this 1675-nucleotide messenger RNA. RefSeq lists its product as uncharacterized. Gene Ontology annotation, biological process: regulation of transcription by RNA polymerase II; developmental process. The record is from RefSeq and is a predicted model, not a curated record. Lineage: Eukaryota; Metazoa; Arthropoda; Malacostraca; Decapoda; Parastacidae. Gene Ontology annotation, molecular function: RNA polymerase II transcription regulatory region sequence-specific DNA binding; protein dimerization activity; DNA-binding transcription factor activity, RNA polymerase II-specific.